CCGAGGGAGGAGGGGAAAGCGGGAGGUGGGGGGUGUCGGAGAAGCCCAGCUUUAUAAAGGCGGCUGGAGCAGUGCGGCCCGCCAGACCCCGCCGCCAGGAUCCACUGCGCUGCCGGUCGCCUCACGUCACCGCGCCCCCAGCUCCACCGCAGAGCCCGCUCGCCAUGGCCCUCUUCGGGGCCCUCUUCCUAGCACUGCUGGCAGGCGCUCACGCCGAGCUCCCCGGCUGCAAGAUCCGCAUCACCUCCAAGGCACUGGAGCUGGUGAAGCAGGAGGGGCUGCGCUUUCUGGAGCAAGAACUGGAGACCAUCACCAUUCCGGACUUGCGGGGCAGAGAGGGCCACUUUUACUACAACAUUUCUGAGGUGAAGGUUACAGAGCUGCAGCUGACAUCCUCUGAACUCCAUUUCCAGCCAGAGCAGGAGCUAAUGUUACAAAUCACCAACGCCUCCUUGGGACUGCGCUUCCGGAGACAGCUCCUUUACUGGUUCUUCUAUGACGGGGGCUAUAUCAAUGCAUCUGCUGAGGGUGCCACCAUCCGCACUGCUCUGCAGCUCUCCCGGGAUCCUACUGGCCGGAUCAAAGUAUCCAAUGUCUCCUGCCAGGCCUCUGUCUCCAGAAUGCGUGCAGACUUCGGGGGAACCUUCAAGAAGGUGUAUGAAUUCCUGUCCACGUUCAUUACCUCAGGGAUGCGCUUCCUCCUCAACCAGCAGAUCUGCCCUGUGCUCUACCAUGCAGGGACCGUGCUCCUCAACUCCCUACUGGACACCGUACCUGUACGCAGUUCUGUGGAUGAGCUCGUAGGCAUCGACUACUCCCUUCUGAAGGAUCCUGCAGCCUCCACCAGCAAUCUGGACAUGGACUUCCGGGGGGCCUUCUUUCCCCUGACCGAGGGGAACUGGAGCCUGCCUAACCGGGCAGUAGAGCCCCAGCUGCAGGAGGAGGAGCGCAUGGUGUACGUGGCUUUCUCUGAGUUCUUCUUCGACUCUGCCAUGGAGAGCUACUUCCAGGCAGGAGCCCUGCAGCUGUCACUGGUGGGGGACAAGGUGCCUCACGAUCUGGACAUGCUGCUGAGGGCCACCUACUUUGGGAGCAUCGUCCUGCUGAGCCCUGCAGUGAUUGACUCCCCACUGAAGCUGGAGCUGCGGGUCAUGGCACCACCUCGCUGCACCAUCAAGCCCUCGGGUACUACCGUCUCUGUCACUGCCAGUGUCACCAUUGCCCUGGUCCCCACUGACCAGCCUGAGGUCCGGCUGUCCAGCAUGACAAUGGAUGCCCGUCUCAGUGCCAAGAUGGCGCUCCGGGGGAAGGCUCUGCGCACGCAGCUAGACCUGCGCAGAUUCCGAAUCUACUCAAACCAGUCUGCCCUGGAGUCACUGGCGUUGAUCCCACUGCAGGCUCCUCUGAAGACCUUGCUUCAGAUUGGGGUGAUGCCCAUGCUCAACGAGCGGACCUGGCGUGGGGUGCAGAUCCCGCUACCUGAGGGCAUCAACUUUGUGCAUGAGGUGGUAACGAAUCACGCGGGCUUCCUCACCAUUGGAGCUGACCUCCACUUUUCCAAAGGGCUGCGAGAGGUGAUUGAGAAGAACCGGCCUGCCGACACCAGGGCGCCCCGGGCGUCAGGUGCCCCGCCACCCUCCACGGCAGAUGUUUGAGCCCUCAGUCCCAACCCUGGCAGCUGUGUUCAGGACUCAGACACCUCUUGUCCCCUCCCUCACCUGCUCACAGCCUAUAGUGUCCUGUCUAUAGUGCCAGUACCACAGAGAAGAUGUGGUUUUUAAAGCUGUAUGCAAUUUAAUUCCAUAAUUGCAGUCAGUCUAUCAAUUACAGUCCAUCCAGCCUCCUGUGGGCUGUCCUGAGCUCCUCUGUGUUCCAGUGCAUUAAGGGCAUUUUAAAGCCAGGAGGGGGCGAGGCCCCUGUCCCCCAUGUGCCCAGUUAGGAAUAAAGUGCUAACUCCCCCCCA
Manis javanica (Malayan pangolin) is the source of this 1963-nucleotide messenger RNA. It is a transcript of the gene PLTP, whose product is annotated as phospholipid transfer protein. The record is from RefSeq and is a predicted model, not a curated record. Lineage: Eukaryota; Metazoa; Chordata; Mammalia; Pholidota; Manidae. Gene Ontology annotation, biological process: phospholipid transport; high-density lipoprotein particle remodeling; ceramide transport. Gene Ontology annotation, molecular function: ceramide transfer activity; lipid binding; phosphatidylethanolamine transfer activity.